AGACUCUGUGAGAUCCCGAUACUAUCACACAGAACACGCUGUUUAACGAGCCUGUGGGGAAACGCAAUCCCGUCUUCAUUGGCCAGCGGGCGGAUUUGAUGUAACGCGCCGGCAGACGAACCCGAUGCCCUGCAGAUGGUGCCGCUCAGCUGCGCAUUCGGGCAACCGCGAGCGCAGCAGACGCAUCACCAAACCUCUCACGCGCUUGCCGCUAAGCGCGCCGGACUGUGCGCUCCAGUGCGCGCUUCUUACAUAAACUAUCCGGUCGUGUCUCUCGUAUGAUUGCGCGUUGACGCGUGACGUCGGCUGAUUUCAAUUAAGUUGCUGUCAUUGCGCGUGGGAACAGAACGGAGCCCUAAACCGGUACGCGUCAGAUUCGUAAGCAGUGGAUGCGUUUCAUCGCACAGGGACGCGACGCGCUUCUCUUCGUCUUUGGAUUUGGUUUUGCACAUCACUCUCGUCCCGUACAGGAUGGGUUUCCUCGCGCUGCUGGUUCUGUGCGCUUUUACCGGUACGGUGUUCGGGGACGCUAAAGCCAGGACAUGCACGGACCUCAGACACUUCUAUAACACCAAGGGCUUCAAUGGAGACGGAGUCCCGCACACCGAAAUAUCCGGUGAGCAUCUGCGGGUGUGCGCUAAAGAAUACACCUGCUGCACGAGUGGGAUGGAGGAGAAUUUUUUAAACCUGAGUAGACGAGAGUUUGAGACUCAUGUGAGAGAGACUGGACGAACCCUACAAGCAUCUAUCAGCAGCCAGUACAAGAGCUUUGAUGAUUAUUUCAUCCAGCUUUUGAAUCGUUCUGAAGCGUCGCUCCAAAGCUCCUUCCAGUCGGGGUUUGGACCUCUCUUCUCGCACGUUACCAAGGUGUUUCAGGACCUGUACUCGGAGCUGCGGAGGUACUACAAAGGGACCAAAGUCAAUCUGGAAGAGGUGGUGAAUGAAUUCUGGGCCCGUCUGCUCGAGAGGCUUUUCAAAGCUUUAAAUCCUCAGUAUAGCAUUGAGGAAGAGUAUCUGGAGUGUGUAGCCAAACAGUCGGAAACACUUAAGCCUUUCGGAGACACGCCGAGAGAGAUGAAGACCAGAAUCACACGUACGGUUUUAGCUGCAAGAACUUUCCUGCAAGGUCUGGUGGUGAGCGGUGAAGCGCUCAGGAAGGUUUCACAGGUUCCUCUGAGCACUGAAUGUGUUCGUGCUGUAAUGAAGAUGACGUACUGUCCUCACUGUAGUGGUGUGGCCUCUGCUAAGCCCUGUUCAAACUACUGUAAGAACGUCAUGAAGGGCUGCCUUGCCAAUCAAGCAGAUCUGGACUCUGAGUGGAGGAACCUGGCAGAUGCCAUGCUGCAGACCGUUGAUAAACUGAGCCGACCUUACAGUGUGGACUUAGUGGUUCUGUCUUUACCCAAGCGUAUCGCUGAAGCUGUCCUCUAUAUGCAAGACAACCUCAACACUUUCAACAACAAGGUGUUUCAGGCGUGUGGUUCACCUUCGCUGAGCUUCAGUCCUGAGGAUCAGAUCAAGCGAGGUAAAAACACAGCUGAUGAGGUCAGCAGCACACCGGGAGCUCAACUGGAGAAACUGUUAUCUGAUGUGUCGAGGAUGUUAAGAGACGUGAUGCAGUACUGGAUUCUUUUGCCAAGUAAACUCUGUGUGGAUCGUGAAUCUGGACCCAGUGAAGUGGACAGAUGUUGGAACGGCAUUGAUGUCAAUAGGUAUUUGCCCGACGUGAUGGGAGACGGGUUGGCUAAUCAGAUCAAUAAUCCUGAGGUGGAGAUCGACAUCACCAAACCAGACAUGGCAGUACGCAAACAGAUCAUGCAACUGAAGAUUAUGGUCAACCGACUGAAGUAUGCCAUCAAUGGGAACGAUGUGGACUUUCAGGACACCAGUGAUGACAUCAGCGGUUCAGGAAGUGGAAUGUGUGCCGAGAACCAGUGUUCCCAGGUUCCACAACUCACGGUCCCAAACACGGACAAACCCAAAGUCUACGCCUAUCCAUCAGAGAACAAGAAGGUGGUGAAUGGCAGAAGCAGCCAGAAUCUUCCUUGCAUCAGCCUUUAUCUUCUCUCACUGGUCACAAUCCUGCUUAGGCGAUAAUUGACAGGCAAAUCCACCAAUUAGGACUCUCUAUAGGACUGGGUUGGAUUGUGGAGGGGUGGGUUUAGUUACAUUGCCAAAACAAAAAUGCAACGGAAACUGGCCAAUGCAUCACUUUUUUGUUGUCUUGAAUAUGAACACCACAGAAUGUUCUUAGAUCUGUCUACGUUUUUGUCUUUUAUUUGAUAUAUGGCACCCCUAGAGCUGGUCUUCUGCUUGCCUUUGUGUCUUUUCUGUGAUGGGAAGGUGCGAAUGUCCGUUUUCAACUGAUUAUCCGACCCCAACAAAACAAGUCAUUGAUGGUGUUACAUUAUAUUUAUUUAUUAAUUAAGACCCUGGCGUUUAUACAACAAAUGUUGGUUUUAGCGAAGACCCUUUCGGCGUGAGAACGUCUUUUAAUGAUUUUCUGAAUGGGUCCCAGAACACAAAGCACAUCUGAAAGAGUCUUUUACUUUCUCAGCUUUCUUUUAAUAAUGAAAACAACCUCUGCAAGGCCUUGUUUGGUUUAUUGCAUAGUAUUUUCUUUGCACACUUGUUUCCAGGGCUGUCCUAAAGUAAACACAACAUGUAUGUAUUCUGGAUGUAAAUAAACAUACUAACACAAUCACAUUUUCAAGCAUAUCUUUAAAGGCCGACAGUACUCGAGCAAUAUUUGGUACUUACCGUAACAAAAGUACACCAGCAUGUGUUGAAGGAUAGGAUGAGAGGUGUAAUUUAAUCACCAUACACCGUCAUGUGUUUUAUGUACGAGUGUGUACUGUGCACUAGAGGUCUUCACGGGUCCACUUAGAUACGAAAACCCAAGGUCCGACCGGAGACCCAAGCGGGUUUGGGUCUUAAAGUUUCAUGUGUGCCUCGGACAAGGGCCAGGUAUUGCAUUAGUGGCAUCGGGUCUUGUGUAAUUUAAAAUGAAUGUGGUUUUGCCGAACGGACCCGAGAAGACCCGAACUGUCUCGCGUAUGUGCAUCGAGCCCUUUAUCAACACCUCCUUUGUUUGCCAAAAGCCCUUACGACAUCAUGUGACUGGCGGUAGGUUAAUUUUCGUUGAGCCAGACCUGUCAAUCAAUUUUGAAUAUACAUUUUAGCGGUUACCUUUGUGUCGUCAUCAGAUAACAGAUGAAAAAAAAAUAGUUAGCAGCGGGCCAAAUUGGUUGCAAGGUUUUUUUUUUCGGUCUUACUGGUGCGUGCAGAGCUGCAGACUGCACACAUGUCACUGCCAUUUACAUUCGGGUACAGUCAGGAUAAAAAUAUAUGACGCUGGUUCGGGUCGGACUCGGGUCUAAUUUUUUCAUCAUUUCGGAUUGAGUGCAUUUCUUUGGACCUGAGAAGACCCCUAAUGUCCAAGUCGAACGAAAGCUAAUAAUAGGAAUAUACUGAACAUGUGUAUUUAAUACAUGCUAUGUUCAUGUCAUGUAAGUGUGUGUUUUAAAUACACACACGGCACUUUUGCGAGUGGAAAAUGUUUAUUGUACGCACACAUAUUGUUAAAACAGCAUUGUAACAUUGCGGUAACAUUUUACAAAAGUCUGGCAGUAUUACCCAAUACAGAUGUUUAAGAAUAGAAACUUACUGUAUGCAAGCACACAAUGAAUGAAAUUUGUGUUUGACCGAGCUUUAAAGGGGCGGUCUCACUACACUUUUCGUUCCACUGACUUUCAUUCAUAUGCAUGCAAAUGCUUCAGACCGGAAAUGAAGAUGCAUUUUGCAUAUUGCUGCAUACCAAAGUUCAUGUACGGCCAUAUUUGCUGCAAUGUCCAAAAAUAUUUGCAUGCUCAAAGUCUAGUUUGACCGCCCCAUAAGACGGGCAUCAGUGAGAUCCUUUCCUCUUUCAAUGAAAUCUCUCCAUGUUUAUAGAAGUUACAGGAAGUGAUGUCACCCAUAGGAUGUACAGUAAUGAUGUCAUUUACAGAUGGAGUGUGCAUCUGACCGGGUCAAACAGAUCAUCACGUCACAACGAUCUCCUAAAACACAUACACGCACAUUUUUGUAAUGCUGCACCUUGCAUGACGCACACAGCCUCUCUUUAAUAGAUCGGUAUCGUCCACCUAUGAUCAGAGAAAUAUCCUGCAGGCAAUUUAUGGAUUGUUUGAAUUGUUUGAUAAAACUAUUUACAGAGUUAUCUGACCUGAAAUCAUUUUUAAAUUCUAGCACGUUUGUUUGCAGAUGAGUGACAGUUCCCAAGGUCAGGAAAACGGUCCCACGUUUAGGUGUAAUGCCUUAUAGUGAUGAAUAUGUCUGAUAUUUUCAAAUCGUCUGAUAUGGAUACAAUAGAAACAAUGCAUUCUGAUAUAUACUGUACUUCAUUAUUUUUGUUUGUUUGUUUUUAAAUGAACAAUGAUGGGGAGUUUGUGUUCAAGGUUUUUUAUGAGGCUGAAGAAAAUGAUUUGUCCAUGUUGUUGUAUGUUCUAUGAAAAGAUUAAGAAACCCUUGUGUCGAUUAUAAACAUCAAACGAUUUUAAAAA
Molecule: messenger RNA, 4559 nt
Organism: Misgurnus anguillicaudatus (oriental weatherfish)
Lineage: Eukaryota; Metazoa; Chordata; Actinopteri; Cypriniformes; Cobitidae
Source: RefSeq, a predicted model, not a curated record